Molecule: messenger RNA, 1061 nt
Organism: Manihot esculenta (cassava)
Lineage: Eukaryota; Viridiplantae; Streptophyta; Magnoliopsida; Malpighiales; Euphorbiaceae
Product: peptidyl-prolyl cis-trans isomerase FKBP18, chloroplastic
Exons: 6
Coding region: 37-780 (247 amino acids)
Cellular component (GO): chloroplast thylakoid lumen
Molecular function (GO): peptidyl-prolyl cis-trans isomerase activity
Source: RefSeq, a predicted model, not a curated record
GGACCAUGCGUAGGGAGAAAAUGGUAAUAAGAGCAGAUGCUCGAUAGAGAUAAUGUGGCUUUUUUGUUGGAUUCUUGUAACCGUAUAGGCUUUUGGAUUCCAAUGGCCAUGGCUUCUAUGAAGAGCUUGGAUAGAUGGACCGUUAAUCAGCUGCAGAUAGCUUCAAAAUUCAGUGGAAAACAAACGCAAGAACCUUCUAAACAGUUGCUCCUCUCAAUACCCACUUCGAGAAGAUGUGCGAUUUUGAUAUCUUCAUUUCCUUUUAGUCUUGUUUCGCUAACUCCAUUAUCAGAGGCCAGAGAGAGACGCAACAAGAAGGUCAUCCCUCUUGAAGACUAUCUCACCUCUUCUGAUGGAUUGAAAUACUAUGAUGUGGUCGAGGGAAAGGGUCCGGCAGCUGAGAAAGGAUCAACAGUUCAGGUGCACUUUGACUGCAUCUAUAGGGGUAUAACAGCUGUGUCAAGUCGAGAAUCUAAGCUUUUGGCUGGAAAUCGUAUAAUUGCACAGCCAUAUGAAUUCAAAGUUGGAGCACCUCCAGGCAAAGAACGGAAGCGAGAAUUUGUUGACAAACCAAAUGGUCUAUUCUCUGCACAGGCAGCCCCAAAACCUCCAGCUGCGAUGUACUCAGUAACAGAAGGCAUGAAAGUAGGAGGAAAGAGGACCGUAAUCGUACCCCCCGAGGCUGGCUAUGGCCAAAAGGGAAUGAAUGAAAUCCCACCAGGAAGUACAUUUGAGCUGAACAUUGAACUUUUGCAAGUACUGCCACCUGAAGAAAAGUGAGCUCAAUUUCGGUUACAUGAAGAAUCACAUGGUAUAUGAAAUUUGUUCUUCUGUUGUGGCAAGUGCAACAUAGUAUAACGAUUUUUUUGUUUGGAAAAGCUUUUCUUUUCACCAGUCGCAUAACUUGUCAAUCAGCGAAAGUCAUCUGUUGCCAGUUCUCCCACCCAUAGUAAAAUAGUCUUUGAGAUGCUCAUUCUGAUUGACUGAUUGUUGCAGCUUCAUUAUUGUAGCUUGUGGUUAAUUUUGAGAAAUGUAAUUACAUACUCUGUGUUUUGGUUUUA